Molecule: messenger RNA, 509 nt
Organism: Astrephomene gubernaculifera
Lineage: Eukaryota; Viridiplantae; Chlorophyta; Chlorophyceae; Chlamydomonadales; Astrephomenaceae
Source: the annotation of a GenBank genome assembly
CAUAUUUCUAUGCCCAGGCACUUUAGUAGUGAUGCCCAGAGGCAUCAUGUCCGCCGCGCGCUCCGCCGGCAUUCUGCUGGCGCUAUGCUUGGUAGCGGAACUGGUCAUUUGUCCGGCAGUUGUCGCGGGAGCUGGGACCGACAUUGUUAUUGGCAGCAGUGCUAAUGGCAACGGCAAUAACGGCAAUAAUGGCAAUGGCAACGGCAAUAACGGCAAUGCCAAUGGCAAGAAGUCGCCUCCUCCGCCUCCACCUCCACAACUCAGUCCUCCACCCCCAAGCCCUCCCCCGCCAAGCUCCAAGCCGCCACCUCCAAGCCCUCCUCCGCCCAGCCCUCCUCCGCCAAGUCCCAAACCACCCAGCAAAUCGCCUCCACCCCGCAAGCCCAGCCCCCCGCCUCUCAGACCUCCGUCUCCUAGACCUCCGCCUCCCAGCCGACCACCCCUUAGCCCUAAGCCGCCAAGCCCACAACCUCCAAACCCUCCGCCGCCAAGCCCCCCGCCGCCAAGCC